CCUGGUGCAGCGAACACCAGUACUCCAAGAUGGCAUCAGUCAUACCAUUGAAGGACAGAAAACUUCUGGAGGUCAAACUAGGAGAGCUGCCAAGCUGGAUCUUGAUGCGGGACUUCAGCCCUAGUGGCAUUGUUGGAGUGUUUCGAAGAGAAGGGGAGCAUCGCGGGGCUAACCGUGUGCUGGCAUGCUACGUGGUCUUCAACUACACCAUUUCCUACAAGGAGCUCAAGCAAGAGCGGCGACGCAAGUACCACUGAAGAAGACAAGCUCUGCACUCCCCUCCGCGACCUUCUUGGCUUGAGCCCCUCCAUAAGGAACACAGUCUUGAUUAUUGCUGAAUCCUUUCAUAUCCUAAUGCAAUUAACCUCCAAAUAAAAGAUGACUGGUAAAA
This is a messenger RNA of Cebus imitator (Panamanian white-faced capuchin), 391 nucleotides long. RefSeq names its product ATP synthase subunit f, mitochondrial-like. Gene Ontology annotation, biological process: proton motive force-driven mitochondrial ATP synthesis. The record is from RefSeq and is a predicted model, not a curated record. The transcript is spliced from 4 exons. Gene Ontology annotation, molecular function: proton-transporting ATP synthase activity, rotational mechanism. Lineage: Eukaryota; Metazoa; Chordata; Mammalia; Primates; Cebidae. The coding region runs from base 30 to 257 and encodes 75 amino acids.